GACUCCACCCAUCAGUCAACCCCAAAGCGAGACAGGCACCCCUGGGCAGGUGUCCACCUCACUCCUCGGCGUUACGUUUGGAAAUUAGCUUGUUCCGUUUCCGAAGGAGUCCACGCCUUGCUUUGCGGUCAUGAUGAGAGGAAAGCGGGCGUGUGAGGUGGAAUAUCAUCGUCGUAGUGGUAGUAGUAAUUCACCCUGUGUACCGAGCUUGUUGUUAACCCCUUGGAGGUGUUAGCUGGUCAUCUGUAUGUUUUCUUUUUUUUUUUUUUAACCAAAAUACACAAUCCAUCCUUAAUUAAUUUACUCGGCGGACGAGGAGGAGCAUCCAUCCCACUUUUAUUACUUGCUGCGGGCAACACGGACUGAAGAGAGAGCGAGAGAAACACGGGCAGGAGUCAACAUGUUCGAGACAAGAGGAAUCCCCUUCGUCGUUCUCGACCUCGUCUGCCUUGUUUUAGGAGGCCUGCCCCUGGCGGCCUUCAACCUGGGUAAGAUCCGUCCCUACCAGAGGGGCUUUUUCUGUAGCGACGACAGCAUCAAGUACCCUUUCCACCACAGCACCGUCACCUCCACCGUGCUCUACACGGUGGGCUUCUCGCUGCCCAUUAGCUGCAUGAUAUUCGGCGAGUGCCUGUGCGUGUACCUCAAGCGUCUGCAGUCCAAGUCGUCGUACGGCAGCUACGUGGCACGCGUCUACAAGGCGGUGGGCACCUUCCUGUUCGGCGCCGCCAUGAGCCAGUCACUCACCGACAUCGCCAAGUAUUCCAUCGGCCGUCUCCGGCCGCACUUCCUGGACGUGUGCAAGCCCAACUGGAAUUGUUCUGUGGGCGUCUACGUGGAGAAUUUUGCCUGCACCGGAAAUCCCACCAUGGUCAAUGAGGGCAGGUUGUCUUUCUAUUCCGGCCACUCUUCCUUCUCUAUGUACUGCAUGCUGUUUCUGGCGCUGUACCUGCAGGCCCGUCUGCGCGCAGAGUGGGCUCGCCUGUUGAGGCCCACAAUCCAGUUUUUCCUGAUUGCCGCCUCAGUGUACACGGGGUUGUCACGUGUGUCUGACUAUAAGCAUCACUGGAGCGACGUUCUCACUGGCCUCCUACAGGGGGCGCUCAUGGCAAUCCUAGUGGUGUUUUUCGUGUCCGACUUUUUCAAGCAGCCCCGGGAGGCCCGCAAGGAGGCCGACAUCCCCCACACCAGCCUCCAGGAGACCCCCACUAACGGAAACCACUUCGAAAGCCCAAACUGAAACUUCAAUCGCCUGCUUGUCGAGUCGACGCACCUCAAGCCUUCUAUUUAAUUUUAUUUUAUUCAAAUGUUGUCUUUUAAAUAUGCUUCGAGCGAAGCCUGCCGAGGAAGGACGCCAUUUUAUCUACUGAUAAAAUACCGGUGGGAAGAUUGUACUGCAUGCACCCACCGGUGAAAGGAGGGAGGUGGGCAUAGAGGGCAGUGGGGGGUGGAGACCACUACUGUGUUUAACCUGUGAAUGUAAGCUUGCAUUGUGCAUUUCUUUACUGGGAGGCAAUCUGCUUAAAUCUCCCACUGAGGUUCAUGUUGAGGUUAUAAACAACUACUGCGAAUGUGGCAAUUCUUUCCUGUGAUGCCUCCAUGUGACUGAUAAACUAAUGCUGCCGCCGCUGCUGCUGCUGCUGCAUCCCGUAAACAACGCUGACAAAAGUAGACAACUUAAGCCCUGGAGAGGAAAAAACAAAAGCUAAACCCACUAAAGUACACUUGUGUCAUCUGUAUGUCAACCACACAGACAUUUAUUAAAAAAAAAAAAAA
Molecule: messenger RNA, 1776 nt
Organism: Syngnathus acus (greater pipefish)
Lineage: Eukaryota; Metazoa; Chordata; Actinopteri; Syngnathiformes; Syngnathidae
Gene: plpp1a
Product: phospholipid phosphatase 1a
Exons: 6
Coding region: 401-1240 (279 amino acids)
Biological process (GO): phospholipid metabolic process; phospholipid dephosphorylation; signal transduction
Molecular function (GO): phosphatidate phosphatase activity
Source: RefSeq, a predicted model, not a curated record